UAGAUGUCAAGAUAAAUACGCAAAACAUAAAGGAGAGUCACAGCAACAUCCAGAGAUGCUGUAGCAUCAUGAAUGAUUAUAAAAGAAUAGCAUUAAAGGAGAAUACCAGUGUAAAAUUGACUUUUGGUGUAGUAAAACAUGAUACAGAGGAACUAACCUUUGUCGAAUAGCCCACCUCCGUUCUUCUGCAGCUUUCCCAGAUCCAGAAAUUCUUUGCAGUUUGUCUAAACAGGCUGGAAUGGGUUUAAAAUGGGCAUAUUUAGCCCCUGCAGAUAAAUCGCUUACAGCCAGCAUAACAGAGGAGAAGGCAAAGGGAGAAGAAUACAUAGUGGUGGAUAAGCAGCAACUUGAGAGACGUGUCCAUGAUGAGCUACGCGGAAAAACCUGAGGAGAUCACAAAGGAGGAGUGGAUGGAAAAACUGAACAAUGUGCACAUUCAGAGAGCAGACAUGAACCGCCUCAUCAUGAACUAUUUAGUAACAGAGGGGUUUAAGGAGGCUGCAGAGAAGUUCAGGAUGGAGUCAGGCAUCGAGCCUAGCGUGGAUCUGGACUCGCUAGAUGAAAGGAUAAAGAUCAGAGAGAUGAUUCUGAAAGGACAGAUUCAGGAGGCCAUCUCCCUCAUCAACAGUCUUCAUCCAGAGCUCCUGGACACCAACCGUUACCUGUACUUCCACCUUCAGCAGCAGCAUCUGAUUGAACUGAUCCGUCUGCGGGAGACGGAGGCCGCACUAGAGUUUGCGCAGUCGCAGCUGGCUGAACAGGGCGAGGAGAGCAGGGAGUGUCUGACUGAGAUGGAGAGAACUUUAGCCCUGCUGGCUUUUGACAACCCUGAAGAGUCACCUUUCGGAGACCUCCUGAACAUGAUGCAGCGACAGAAGGUUUGGAGUGAGGUGAACCAGGCAGUGCUAGACUAUGAGAACAGAGAGUCGACGCCGAAACUGGCAAAGCUCCUGAAGCUCUUGUUAUGGGCGCAGAACGAACUGGACCAGAAAAAAGUCAAAUAUCCCAAAAUGACAGACCUGAGCAAGGGCACGAUCGAGGACCCAAAGUAGAAAUUGACAAACAUGGACACCAAUGCUCCCCCCCCCUCCUUAUUUAUAAGCGGUCAGUGACUGGACCAUAUAUGUAAAUCAUAUAUAUGAAAAUGAAUGAAACUUUUUUUUUUUUUCCUUUUUUUUUUAUUUUGUUGUUUUUGAUGCGCAUACAAGAGAAGUAACCUAAUCGACUGUACUUAUAUGGUAUUAUUUUUUAAAAGCAUAUAUGCUAAUCAAGUAAUUAUAACAAGCAUUCAGACAUGUCCAAAGUGUCAUUUGCUGUCCACCCAUUUGCAGAUUGCUGCAUAGUUUAGUAUUUGUGGAUAUCCACCAUGUUUUGAUUUUAUUUUUUAAGUACUGACUGGUGGUUUUUUUUCCCAAUUUUAUUUUACUCUCAUUUCAUGUAUAUUGUAUUAUUUUAUUUUAUUUUAUUUUUUUUUUUUUAAUGCCUAAAUUAGGCCAUAGGUUAGACGGGUAAAAUCAGCUAAUGGUUUUGAAGAAAGUGUUUAGCUUUAAAAUCUGUUUUUUGUAUGUGAGCGUUUCAGAAGUGUGGGACUGGCUUUGGUGAUGUUGGGUUUGGUUGGUGGAAAAUGCCACUGAACUUGUCUUUGUGUUUUUGACUGGUUU
Astyanax mexicanus (Mexican tetra) is the source of this 1661-nucleotide messenger RNA. It is a transcript of the gene gid8a, whose product is annotated as GID complex subunit 8 homolog a (S. cerevisiae). NCBI's taxonomy places the organism in Eukaryota, Metazoa, Chordata, Actinopteri, Characiformes, Acestrorhamphidae. The record is from RefSeq and is a predicted model, not a curated record. The transcript has 5 exons. The coding region runs from base 363 to 1052 and encodes 229 amino acids. Gene Ontology annotation, biological process: positive regulation of canonical Wnt signaling pathway; proteasome-mediated ubiquitin-dependent protein catabolic process. Gene Ontology annotation, molecular function: protein binding. Gene Ontology annotation, cellular component: nucleus; cytoplasm.